AUGGAGGAAACCGCACUCCCCGACCGCAAGCAGCGAAAAUCGGUCGCCUUCUCCAGCGAGGAAGUUGUUGUUGACGCCGACGGCUCCGUCACCAUGGUCAACUCUCCCGAUGAAACCAAGGACUCGGCUCAGUCGCACACGCCUCCCGCCGCUGUCGAUGAUGCCGCCCCCGCAGGCGACGAUGCCCCCGCCGCCGAUGGUGGCCUGGACCUUACCAUGAAGAAGAAGAAGAAGAAGAAGGUCGUCAAGGAGGACGACGAGGCCGGCGACGCCGCUACUGAGGACGGUGGACUCGACCUGUCCAUGAAGAAGAAGAAGAAGAAGAAGGUGCCCAAGGAGGGCGAGGAGGACGACUUUGCCGCCAAGCUCAAGGCUCUCGAGCUCAAGGAUGAAGCCGAGACCGAGGCCGCACCCGAGGAGGCCGCCGACGAGGGCGACAUGGAGACCGGCACUGGCAUCUGGCAGCACGACGAGAACAAGCCCCUGAGCUACACCCUGCUCCUCGACAGGUUCUUCCACCAGCUGUCGCAGAAGAACCCCGACCACGCUCUGAGCGGCACCAAGAGCUACAAGAUCCCGCCCCCCCAGUGCGUGCGUGAAGGCAACAAGAAGACCAUCUUCGCCAACAUUGCCGAGAUUGCGAAGCGCAUGAAGAGGACGGACGAGCACGUGACCCAGUACCUCUUCUCCGAACUGGGUACCAGCGGUUCCGUCGACGGUAGCCGACGCCUUGUCAUCAAGGGUCGCUUCCAGCAGAAGCAGAUCGAGAACGUUCUGCGAAAGUACAUCAUCGAGUACGUCACCUGCAAGACAUGCAAGUCGCCUAACACGGAGCUCAACAAGGGUGAGAACCGUCUCUACUUCGUCAACUGCAACAACUGCGGGUCCCGGAGAACUGUCACGGCCAUCAAGACGGGUUUCUCAGCCCAGAUCGGCAAGAGAAAGAAGAUGCAGGGUUAA
Messenger RNA from Verticillium nonalfalfae, 960 nucleotides. RefSeq lists its product as uncharacterized. Lineage: Eukaryota; Fungi; Ascomycota; Sordariomycetes; Glomerellales; Plectosphaerellaceae. Bases 1 to 960 code for a protein of 319 amino acids. Gene Ontology annotation, cellular component: eukaryotic translation initiation factor 2 complex. The transcript is spliced from 4 exons. Gene Ontology annotation, molecular function: translation initiation factor binding; mRNA binding; translation initiation factor activity. The record is from RefSeq and is a predicted model, not a curated record. Gene Ontology annotation, biological process: formation of cytoplasmic translation initiation complex; translational initiation; formation of translation preinitiation complex.